AUGGCCACCAUCAAGAUCAAGCUCGCCGUAGACAGGACGCAGAACCGUGUGCUGUUCACCGACGCGGGCUCCGACUUCGUGGAUGUCCUCCUCAGCUUCCUAACUCUCCCGCUCUCUGCAGUCCAGUUCUGCUCAGCAGCCGCGACUUCAUCGCCGGGUUGCCUCUACAACCUCUGCGGCAGCGUCAUCAACAUUAGGGAGAGUAAGCUGCUGAUGGUUGGUUCCUGCCACCGGAUGCUUCUCACGCCUUCGCAAGAGCGUGAGUUUGGGACCUAUGGGCCCAAAGAACGGUUUGUGAUCAGCGAUGGCUGGACGAUCAAGCCGGUAUCCACGAGCACCAUGCAGUCGCUGCCUCACAACUUCACCCCUGAUGCAAUUUUACAGGAAUUUGAAGAGAUGGAAGUUUGCGUCGGCUGGGCGGAGGUUGUAUCCAUCCUCAAGGCUUCUCUUUCGUCACAUACUAUAUUCACCAACGUCUUUCUAUCCAAAGGAACCGGUGACCAGCCGGCUGGUCGUGUCACUGUCAAAAAGAAAAUUAUGCAUCGAGCCAAUAAAGAUUCCGAAUCGGAUUCUUCACCACAGAGCAAUAUCAAGCUUUUCUACGACAGGCAGGAGAAGAAGGUGAUGUAUGCUGAAUGCAAGCAUGAGUUUGUGGAUCUGCUCCUCGGUUUCUUGAGUUACCCACUGGGUUGUGUGAUCAAGAACAUGGCUGAUGGUGCCGUCACUUGCCCUCUCGGCGACGGUGGCUUUGAAAAUCUGUACAUCAGCACCAUCGAACUCGAGGCAUCCGGCUUUAUAACAGAUGGCUACGCUGAAAAAAUGUUGCUGAAUCCAUCCCUUUGCCCGUUCAGCACACAGUGCUUCGUUCUGGAAGAAACCUAUGUGGAACCGGAACCGGAAGAGUUCUGCAUGGGUCUGGCACCAUAUAGGUCAUCUCGGACUUUUCUGGGGACAUGUCGUAACUGCCAUCCUAACCUGGUCGAUGACCGAAAGUAUGUCAUAGAUGAUGAUCUGCAGAUUCAUCAGGCUUCCGCUAUGGCAGUGUCGAAGCACUGGUGUAGGAGAGACAAGGCUAACGUGGUUGAGAUGGAAAUCACCACCGGGAUACAGGAGGUUGUUGUGCUGCUGCGGGCGGUGCUCACCUCGAAGACGGCGCUGACCGAUGUGUUCAUCAGCAGGCUGGAGGAACCACCUGCCCUGACGAAUGUGAAGGUCGAGAGGAAGUGA
Triticum dicoccoides is the source of this 1227-nucleotide messenger RNA. RefSeq lists its product as uncharacterized. Bases 1 to 1227 code for a protein of 408 amino acids. The transcript is spliced from 4 exons. NCBI's taxonomy places the organism in Eukaryota, Viridiplantae, Streptophyta, Magnoliopsida, Poales, Poaceae. The record is from RefSeq and is a predicted model, not a curated record.